UUAAUAACAUAUACAGUUGCUAUAAACAAAAAAAGAUUGCUUAUAUUUUUAUAAUUUUUAUAACUAAUACACAAGUAUAAAUUUAUAAAUAAUGAAUUCAGAAUCAGAACAAUUUACAUGCUAUUGGGAGAAUAAAUAUAACGAACAAUGUGAAUUGACUAAUGAAAUCAGUACUCAGUACAAAUUGCUAAAAUUGAAUGAAGACGUACUUAUAGCCAAACUAAAGGAAAUGACAAAACUUAAAGAAUGUGUCUUUGAUGAACUAUGCAGUUAUAAAGCUGCAUUAGAAGAAAAAAAUGACUUAGUUAAAACACUAAAUACAAAUUUGAAAUCUAUUAAAGAGGAAAAUUGUAACUUACGCAGGAAAAUUAAUAUGAAUAGUCGAUUUGGAAUGGACUGUAAAAGUACAAAUGAAAUUCUAGAUUCAAUAAAACAAUUCGAAACAAAUUCAAAAUCUGAACAGGAAAACCUAUCUACUAAAUUUAACAUCGUAUGUGAAAAAUUAUAUGAAACGAAAAUUGCGUUCUGUGAUGUAAAAAAUUCAAUAAACUGCGAUAUACUUAAUAUUGGAAAUACGGCAGAUGCAAUGAAAAAACUGUUAGAAGUAGAUAAUUGUAAAAAGAGUUUGUUAAAUCAAAAUCAACAGUUAAAAUAUAAAAAUGCCUUAAUGGAGAAAGAGUUAAUUGGCAGAAACAAGAAAAUAAAAGAACUCAAACAAAAAAAUGAUUACUAUGUUAAUAAGAUCAAUAAAAUGAAAAAAAAAUUGCUAGAUUUUAACUUAAAAAAAGAUAAUGUUUCAUGCAGUAUUAAAAAAGAAUUUAGAACAAGUUAAACAAAAAUAAAUCGUAUUUGGAGGCAAAACAACUUUUAAGACAUAUUUCAAUAAUUAUUAGUAGCUUAAUAUUGCAUUCCAGCAAUUAAAAAAGUCAUAGUUAAAUGUACUUCGGGCAUGUAUAUAUUAUAUAAUAUUCGCUUUUCAAAAGUUUCAUUUUUGAAUAUGUUUUUUUCAUUUAUUGAAUCGUUUAACUUGUUUUCAAUUCUUUUUUAAUACUGAAACAUUAUAUUUUUUUAAGUUCAAAUCUAGCAAUCGUUUUUUCACUUACUGAUCUUAUUAACAUAGUAAUCGUUUUUUUGUUUGAGUUCUUUUAUGUUUUUUGUUUCUGCCAAUUAAUUCUAUCUUCAUUAAAGAUUUUUUAUCUAUUAAUUGUUGAUUCUGAUUUAACAAACUAUUUUUACAGUUCUCUACUUUAACACUUUUUUCAUUGUAUCUACCGUAUUUUCAAUAUUAAGUAUAAUGUAGCAGUUUACUUUAUUUUAUAUUUACUUCUUUAUUAUUACAU
Molecule: messenger RNA, 1340 nt
Organism: Aphis gossypii (cotton aphid)
Lineage: Eukaryota; Metazoa; Arthropoda; Insecta; Hemiptera; Aphididae
Exons: 3
Coding region: 92-832 (246 amino acids)
Source: RefSeq, a predicted model, not a curated record